Messenger RNA from Drepanopeziza brunnea f. sp. 'multigermtubi' MB_m1, 801 nucleotides. RefSeq lists its product as uncharacterized. The record is from RefSeq and is a predicted model, not a curated record. Gene Ontology annotation, cellular component: intracellular anatomical structure. NCBI's taxonomy places the organism in Eukaryota, Fungi, Ascomycota, Leotiomycetes, Helotiales, Drepanopezizaceae. Gene Ontology annotation, molecular function: oxidoreductase activity, acting on NAD(P)H, oxygen as acceptor.
AUGGUCCAACCAAUCCCCAAGACGGAUUCGCUGGCCGAGAUGUUCUCCAUGAAGGGGAAGGUCGCUGUCGUGACGGGCGCGUCGGGAGCCAAGGGGAUGGGCAUUGAAGCUGCUCGAGGACUAGCUGAGAUGGGCGCCAACCUCGCGAUAACUUACUCCUCGCGGCCGGAAGGCGGCGAGAAGAACGCCAGGGAGCUCGCCGAGAAAUACGGCGUCAAGGUCAAAGCCUACAAGUGCGACGUCGGCAACUGGGACGAGGUGUCCUCCUUCGUCGCCGAAGUCAUCAAGGAGUUCGGCAAGAUCGACGCCUUCGUCGCCAAUGCCGGCCGUACCGCCGACGCUGGCGUGCUGGACGGGACUGUCGAGGCGUGGAACGAGGUGAUCAAGACGGAUCUGAACGGAACGUUCCACUGUGCGAAGGCCGUCGGGGCGCACUUCAAGGAGCGCGGCUCAGGCUCCUUCGUCAUCACGGCGAGCAUGAGCGGCCACAUUGCCAACUUCCCCCAGGAGCAGACGAGCUACAACGUGGCGAAGGCCGGUUGCAUCCACAUGGCGCGCAGCUUGGCGAACGAGUGGCGCGGCUUUGCCCGAGUCAACUCCAUCAGCCCGGGCUAUAUCGACACGGGCCUGAGCGAUUUCGUGCCCAAGGAUACGCAGGAUCUGUGGAAGAGUAUGAUUCCCAUGGGGAGGGAUGGGGAGGCGAAGGAGUUGAAGGGCGCGUAUGUGUAUCUCUGCUCGGAUGCGAGCACGUACACGACGGGCGCGGAUCUGAUCAUUGAUGGCGGCUACUGCGCCAGGUAG